This is a messenger RNA of Toxotes jaculatrix (banded archerfish), 2439 nucleotides long. RefSeq names its product peptidase M20 domain-containing protein 2-like. Gene Ontology annotation, molecular function: dipeptidase activity. Lineage: Eukaryota; Metazoa; Chordata; Actinopteri; Toxotidae. The record is from RefSeq and is a predicted model, not a curated record. The transcript is spliced from 8 exons. Bases 131 to 1396 code for a protein of 421 amino acids.
ACGUCAGGUCAAGAUUACAGCACAUUACUUCCUCGUUGGAAAGUGCUGUAGCAUUAGCAUGAAUGUUUUGACUGAAUUUAAUGGAUUUUUUUUUUUGGUCCGUUAAUUUACAAACAGGCAAUAUUACAAGAUGUCUGAAGGAGCAGAGCUGGUGGUGGAGCUGAAACAGAGAGUCAGCUGCUGUAUAGAUGAAGCCAAAGCAAAGCUGCACAGCCUUAGUAAGGACAUAUGGAGCCACCCGGAGCUGGCUUAUGAGGAGAGGAAGGCUCAUGACAGACUGGUAGUGUUUUUCCGUAAGGAGGAAGGCUGGACGGUCGACAGUCACUUCAAACUCGAGACUGCAUUUCGGGCCACUUGGGGGACUGGAGGCAGCGAGCAGGGAGACGUGGUCAACGUGGGCUUCCUGUGCGAGUACGACGCUUUGCCUGGUAUUGGACACGCAUGUGGACACAACCUGAUAGCUGAGGUUGGAGCUGCUGCGGCUCUUGGGCUCAAAGCUGUGCUGGAGAGCACACAGAACCUCUCUCUCCGGGUCCAGGUGACAGUGCUGGGGACUCCAGCUGAGGAAGAUGGUGGAGGUAAAAUUGACAUGUUAAGGGAGGGUGCGUUUGAGGGUCUGGAUGUGGUGUUUAUGGCUCACCCAUCUAAGGAGGAUGCCACAUACCUGCCCUGUGUGGCAGAGCACGAUGUAACGAUAAAGUACCACGGUAAGGCGUCUCAUGCCUCGGCCUACCCCUGGGAGGGAAUCAAUGCGUUGGAUGCAGCGGUGCUGUGCUACAACAGCCUGUCUGUGCUCAGACAGCAGAUGAAGCCAGACUGGAGAGUUCACGGUAUCAUAAAGCAUGGUGGAGUGAAACCAAACAUCAUCCCUGCCUACACUGAGCUGGAGUACUAUCUGAGGACCCCCUCAGUCUCUGAGCUUUCUGUCCUCAAGGCAAAAGCUGAGGUGUGCUUUAGAUCAGCCGCUGUGGCAACUGGCUGUGAGGUUGAGGUAGAGUUUGCAAGAAAUACAUUUGACAACAUGCUGCGCAACUCUGCACUGGAGGAGCUGUACGAGAGAAAUGGAAAGGCUCUGGGGAUGGACUUCACCACAGAUGAAGAUGUUCUCAAAAAUGAAUCAGGCUCCACGGACUUUGGCAAUGUGACAUUUGCGGUUCCUGGCAUCCAUCCGUACUUCUACAUCGGUUGUAAUGCUCUCAACCACACAGAGGAGUACACCGUUGCUGCUGGUGAUGACCGAGCUCAGUUCUUCACCCUGAGGACAGCAAAGGCUCUCGCCAUGACGGCCCUGGAUGUCCUGCUGCUUCCAGAGCUACUGCAGAGGGUGAAGCAGGAGUUCACUGAGGCCAAACUGAAGGAGGACAGAAGGCUGGCAGCGUCUGCAAAACAGAACUGAUGCAGUCACACUGACAGCAUCUGAGGUCCAGGCAGAUCAAACUCUGUUCAGCAGCCCCUUCUGGCUACUUCAUUCUUGAGUUUAUUGGUGAAGGCUGCUUUUGGAAAGUGGCCAGCUGCCUGAAUCUGGCAACAAAAGAGACAGUAGCUGUUAAGAUCCGUAAGGAAAUUGGUUUUAUCCAGGACACUGAGACACUGAGAUAGGUAGAUCUUUGGACUUAUAUAUUAUACUAAACACAGGAUUAUAUUCCUGUGUUUAGUUUUCAUCAGUUCCAUCAGAAAAUGGCCCACCAACUGCUGAUACCUGUCUAUAUAAUCAAGUUUUUUCAUUCCUCCUCUUUUCUCUCCAGGUGUCCAGGUGUCAUCAAUGUCCUGAAUCCAAACCGCACUAAUGUGGUGAUGUUCUUUGAGUGGUUUGAACAUAAUGGUCAGACCUGUCUGGCAUUUGAGUGUUGUGAUCAACCCAUGGGGGAGAUGUUUUGAACUCUUUGUGGACAUUUUGAACAGCUUUGGAUUUUUUAUAGCUUCUCCUGGACUCUUUUGGGACUCUAGUUUCCUGAGUUUUUGGUUCUUUGAUUAAUGGUUUUGUUAUGUUGAAGUCAUGUUACUUGUGUUUUUGGUUUUCUUGAACUCGUUCUGUAGUUCCCGUGUACUUCCUGAUUCGUCUUAGUCUACUCCUUGCCUUUGUCUGUUUCCCACCUUUGUUGAUUGUCUGCCCUGCCCUAAUGUGUGUCACCUGUUGUCAAUUAGCCCUAGUGGAUUUUAGUCUUGUUGCUCCCCUGUCCCCUUGUCAGUUCAUCUGUGCUGUGCUGAAGUCUGCCUUCUCAGGCCCCCGUGCAUGAGUUCACAUCAUCGUUUUGUCUCCCAAGUUGUUCCUUGUGUGCCCCCCUUGUGUACUUUCCUCUGUGGCUUGUUUUUUCCUCAAGGAAAGACUUUGGAUUUUCUGAAUUUUUCUCCGCUGUGGAUGAUUUUCUAUUCUCCCUGUUUGACUUUUGGCCAGUGGCUUUCUGCCAGUGUACUUAUGUUAUUAAAAGGACAUUAUUA